This is a messenger RNA of Marchantia polymorpha subsp. ruderalis, 4875 nucleotides long. The record is from the annotation of a GenBank genome assembly. NCBI's taxonomy places the organism in Eukaryota, Viridiplantae, Streptophyta, Marchantiopsida, Marchantiales, Marchantiaceae.
CGCAGAAGUGGAGCUUCAUUUCAUUUGCUGGUCCGUCCACUCCAGUUCAGUCCCUCCCAGCCCAGUCCACGCAGCAGACGGAGAGACGGACUCAGACGAAGAGAAGUGAAGGGAGGGCAGGCGAGGGAGCAAGGCCUGCAGCGCACUCACUCGUUCGUCGUGGGGGCCAACAUCGUCGUCCUCUUUCUGGCUGGCUGGCACUGGCAGGCUCGCUGCCUUGGCCCCGCUGCUUUCUUCAGCAUGGAGAUGGCCCUACAGCAUUGACCCACUCCGCAUAGAACGAGCGAGCGCGAGAGAUGGAGAGAUCGAUGGAACUAGUCUUGUAAAUCCGUAUCGGCAAGCUUGAAGGUGAUAGCUAAAGCAUUUGACUGUCGUUGUCGACAUCUCGGCUGAAGUUUCUUGAUUAUUGUCGCCGAACAAUUGUCAAGGACAGGUUUUGGGUUUCGUCUCUGACAGCGAUCGACCGACCGACUGACCGACCGGACGAUCUGGUCUUAGAAGAGUCGAGGAAAGAGAAGGAGGACUGGAUUUCUGGUCGGAGGUUGUACGGGUCCUUGUCUUUGUCUGAAACCUAGCAAGGAGUCACAAUGCUGACUAAGUUCGAGACCAAGAGUAAUCGGGUCAAGGGGUUGAGCUUCCACCCGAGGCGGCCCUGGAUCUUGGCUAGUUUGCACAGCGGAGUGAUCCAAUUAUGGGACUACCGCAUGGGAACGCUGAUUGACAGAUUUGACGAGCAUGAUGGUCCCGUCCGUGGUGUCCAUUUCCACAAGUCUCAGCCGCUUUUUGUAUCUGGAGGUGAUGACUACAAGAUCAAAGUGUGGAAUUACAAGUUGCGGAGAUGUUUGUUCACUCUGCUAGGUCAUUUGGAUUACAUCCGAACAGUGCAGUUCCACCAAGAAUACCCGUGGAUUGUUAGUGCUAGUGAUGAUCAGACAAUACGGAUCUGGAAUUGGCAGUCGAGAACUUGCAUUUCCGUUCUCACCGGUCACAACCAUUAUGUCAUGUGUGCGUCUUUCCAUAUCAAGGAGGACUUAGUUGUCUCAGCUUCUUUGGAUCAGACAGUUAGAAUCUGGGAUAUUGGAGCUUUGAGGAAGAAGACAGUGGCUCCUGCUGAGGACAUACUGCGAUUGACCCAGAUGAACACAGAUCUCUUUGGUGGAGGUGAUGCAGUCGUGAAGUAUGUACUGGAAGGUCACGAUAGGGGCGUGAACUGGGCUGCCUUCCACCCCACAUUGCCACUUAUUGUAUCAGGUGCAGAUGAUCGUCAAGUCAAGCUUUGGCGUAUGAACGACACGAAGGCGUGGGAAGUGGACACGCUUAGAGGUCAUGUGAACAACGUUUCAUGUGUCAUGUUCCAUGCCCGGCAAGAUAUUAUUGUCUCCAACUCAGAGGACAAGAGCAUUCGGGUAUGGGAUAUGUCGAAGCGGACAGGGGUGCAAACAUUCCGCAGAGAACAUGAUCGUUUCUGGAUAUUGGCAGCUCACCCGGAUAUGAAUCUUCUAGCGGCAGGUCAUGACAGCGGUAUGAUCGUCUUCAAGCUGGAGCGCGAAAGGCCUUCUUACGCAGUGCACGGAAGCACCCUUUACUUUGUCAAGGAGCGGUAUUUGCGAACCUAUGAUUUUGAUACCGGCAGAGAUAAUCCUUUAAUCUCCAUAAGAAGGACUGGAUCUACAGGGAUGAACCAGGGCCCCAGAUCUAUGUCUUACAACCCAGCUGAAAACGCUGUUCUUAUCUGCUCAGAUGUGGAUGGUGGCUCUUAUGAGCUCUACACCAUCCCCAAGGAUACCACUGGUCGCAGUGAGAAUGCCCAGGAAGCGAAGCGAGGGUUAGGUGCUUCUGCUGUCUUCGUCGCACGAAACCGAUUUGCCGUUCUGGAUAGGAACCACAACCAAGUCGUGAUCAAGAAUCUUCGCAAUGAGGUUACGAAGAAGGUGACUCUGCCCUUCUCUACAACGGAUGCUGUAUUUUAUGCAGGUCUCGGCAACCUGCUCUGCCGUUCGGAAGAUAAGGUGAUUCUAUUUGAUGUUCAACAGAGAAAUACUCUCGGUGAACUAAACACUCCUUUUGUCAAAUACGUCGUGUGGUCGAGUGACAUGGAGCUCGUUGCUCUGAUUAGCAAGCAUGCGAUUAUUAUUGCGUCAAAGAAACUGGUGCACAAGUGCACGGUCCAUGAAACAAUCAGGGUCAAGAGUGGAGCUUGGGAUGACUCUGGUGUCUUCAUCUACACCACCUUGAAUCACAUCAAGUACUGUCUGCCGAACGGAGAUAGCGGUAUCAUAAGAACUUUGGAAGUGCCUGUGUAUAUCACAAAAGUCAAGGGAACGUCUGUGUACAGUCUGGAUAGGGAUGGAAAGAACAGAGUUAUUCAGAUUGAUACCACUGAGUAUAUGUUUAAGCUUGCCCUGAUCCAGAGGAAGUACGAUCAAGUUUUACAGAUGAUUCGAGGUUCACAGCUCUGUGGCCAGUCAAUUAUAGCUUACCUGCAACAGAAGGGAUUCCCGGAGGUAGCAUUGCACUUUGUGAAGGAUGAGAGAACAAGGUUUAACCUCGCUGUGGAAUGUGGAAACAUCGAAGUGGCAGUGGCCUCUGCCAAGGAAAUAGAUGAGAAAGAUUAUUGGUACAGACUUGGCGUGGAGGCUUUGCGACAAGGUAAUCAUGAGAUCGUGGAGUAUUCGUACCAGAAAACGAAGAACUUCGAGAGGCUCUCAUUCCUCUAUCUCAUAACAGGAAAUCUUGAGAAGCUUUCGAAGAUGCUCAAGAUCGCUGAAAUGCGCAACGAUGUGAUGGGACGUUUCCACAACGCGCUGUACUUGGGUGACGUUCAGGAGCGGGUGAAAAUCCUGGAAGAGUCAGGUCAUUUGCCUCUUGCCUACGUUACUGCAGCGGUUCAUGGCCUGACUGACGUGGCGGAGAGGCUCGCAGGAGAGCUUGGUGAGAAUGUGCCCGAGCUCCCAGCAGAGUCAAAAUCUGGUCUUCUUCUGCCCCCAACGCCUAUACUUAGGGACAACAACUGGCCAUUGCUUUUGGUGAGCAAGGGAUUCUUCGAAGGGGCAUUCGCAGCUGACGCCGGCAUGCCCACAGAUGUUGAUGAGGAAAGCCCCGCAGGUGCAUGGGAAGAGGAGUUGGUCCUUCCCGACGUCACUGAUAGACAAAAUGGUGCUGUUGCCCACGGUGACGACGAGGAGCCGAGGGGAGAGGAUGAUGAAGAAGCUGGCUGGGAUAUGGGAGAUCUUGAUCUUCCAGCAGAUGUUGGUGUUACUGACUCUUCUGCCUCAACUGAGUCUGCUUAUUUUGUGGCUCCUACACCUGGCAUGCCUGUCAGUCAAAUCUGGGUUCAGAGAUCAUCUCUUGCUGCCGAACAUGCAGCAGCAGGGGCCUUUGACACAGCUAUGCGACUCCUCAAUCGCCAGCUGGGAAUUAGCAACUUUGCACCGCUGAAGAGUGCAUUCUUGGAACUUAAUGUUGGCAGCCAUACUUCUCUACCUGCACUUGUGUCGGUACCAGUGGUCUCCGUAGCUUUGGAGAGAGGAUGGACUGAGAGUUCAAGCCCCAAUGUGCGUGGCUUACCUGCCUUGAUUUACAAGAUGUCCACACUUGAGGACAGGUUGAGGCAAGCUUACAAGCUCACUACAGAGGGCAAGUUCACAGAGGCUUUGAAAAUUUUCUUAAGUAUCUUGCAGACCAUUCCAUUGGUGGUGGUCGAAUCUCGCAAAGAAGUUGACGAGGUGAAGGAGCUGCUUGGGAUUGCGAAGGACUAUGUCCUAGCUGUGAAGAUCGAGUUGAAGAGAAAGGAAGAGAAGGAUAACCCUGUACGCAUGGCGGAGCUUGCUGCAUAUUUCACACACUGCAAUCUUCAAACCACUCACUUGAAGCUCAGUCUUCAGUCUGCCAUGACAAUCUGCUUCAGGUUAAGAAACUUCAACACUGCAGCCUCUUUCUGCCGACGCCUGUUGGAGCUCAAUCUUACGCCAGCAGCUUCUACCAAGGCUCGACAAGUUCUACAAGCAUGUGAGCGGACACCCCGCGAUGAGCUUCAACUAAACUAUGAUCCCCGCAAUCCGUUUGUUGUUUGUGGACAGACGUACACUCCCAUCUACCGGGGUAGUGAGGACGUGUCUUGCCCCUUCUGCACAUCACGGUUCGUACCACAGGUUAGAGGGAAGAUUUGUCCAGUCUGUGACUUGGCAACCGUCGGAGCAGAUGCUUCUGGUUUGCUCUGCUCUCCUACCCAAGUGCGGUAGGUACAAAAUAUGGCCAUUGCUGCAUGGGUUUGCAGCUUUGCAUUUUUUGUCACUGAAGUAUUUUUAGAGGCCUAUUGGACCAUUCCUCCAAUAAUCUGCGUUUCCUUUAGAGGCUGGUUUGAGCUGAGAUAUGAUUGGAUGAGGGUGGGUUGUCAGUAUUCACCUUGUGCACAAAUGGUAUGAUGGUUCUGGCAAGGGUGGUAAAGAAGUUAUUGUUCUGUCGCCAGAGAUCUUAAACGUCUUCGCCCAGGUAAUUUCCUAGAUUUCGUCCUAGCACCACCUUCAGAGCAGGUGCAUGGUAGUGGAAAAGGCUUCCACGUUUUUUCAUUUGGAAGAUGUUAGUCUGCGAAGGUCAGAGUAUGUUCAAGAUGGCUCUUGUGGUGAUUUCGAUGGACUGAGCUGACAGGCGCUUGUUAACGCGUUUGAGUCUUUGUGGAUACUCUACCAUUGUACCUGAUUUUUUUUCUUCUUUUUCGAUCUCCUCUCCAUACCAUCGUAAGCCUUGUCUAGUCAAGUUGUUGCUUCAGACAUGGUAGGUUGGCUGAAGACCUUAGAAGAAUGUAAAUAAUUUUGACAUUAUAUUCAAUGGCUUAUUUAGCAAUCACGUGAUCUCUCUCCACUGUCGCUCGUGGCC